AUGGAGCAACAAGUGGAGGUCAAGCCAAUAAAAUCAGCAGUCGCAAAGAAGGUCCUUGGUGUAUAUGAUUGGUCCGGAAACCGUCCAGUGAUCCCUGAACUUUGGUUGGUCCCACGGUUUCUCCCAAUUCGUCCAGGACGAUUCUGGUGCUACACAAGGAUUACUUACGUGUCAAUAGCUUUUCUAUAUGCUAAGAGAGUUGUUGGUCCAGUUACACCAACCAUCUUAGCAUUGAGGAACGAACUCUACAGUUCCCCUUAUGGUGAGAUUGAUUGGGAUAAGGCUCGUAAUUCUUGUGCCAAGGAAGACAUGCGCUACCGUCCCUCAGCAGUGUACAAAGCUAUUUCAAAUUGUUUGCACACAUUUGUGGAGCCAGUCUUGAACAGUUGGCCGAUGAGCAAGCUAGGAGAGAGAGCUUUGAAUCACAUAUUACAACAAAUCCAUUAUGAAGACGAAACUACUCAAUACAUUGGCUUAUGUCCUGUUACAAAGGCACUGAACAUGAUUUGUUGUUGGGUGGAAAAUCCAAAUUCAGAUGUACUCAAACGGCAUCUUCCAAGGAUACAUGAUUAUUUGUGGAUUGCUGAAGAUGGCAUGAAGACCAAAAUUAUUGAUGGUACCCAGAACUGGGAGAUAGCACUCAUAGUUCAGGCCUUCUUAUCAACAGACAUUAUAGAUGAAUGUGGGCCAACAAUUGUUAAGGCCCUCAGAUAUAUUAAGAAAGCACAAGUUAUUCAAAAUCCUCCUGGCAACCCAAAGUAUUGGUUUCGGCAUAGAUCAAAAGGUUCAUGGACACUUUCAACUGUAGAUAAUGGCUGGGCUUCAAGUGACAGUUCUGCUGAAGUAAUUAAGGCUGUAUUGUUGCUAUCAAAGCUGUCUCCUAACUUAGUUGGGAACGCAACAGACGAAUGGAUAUGCGAUGCUAUUGAUUGCCUUCUUACCUUCAGGAAUAAAGACGGUUCAAUAUUCUCUUCAUUUGAGUGCCAAACAACUUAUUCCUGGCUAGAGAUUUUGAAUCCAUUGGAGAGUUUCCGGAAUCUUGUCGUUGAUUACCCGACAGUUGAAUGUACUUCGUCAAUAAUGCAGGCUCUGAUAAUGUUUGGGGAGAGUUAUCCAGGGUACCGCAGUGAACAGAUAAGAGAAUAUGUCAAUAAAGCUACCACAUAUAUUGAGAAUAAUCAAAAGAACGACGGAUCCUGGUAUGGAACAUGGGGCAUAUGUUUUAUCUACGGGACCCUUUUUGUACUAAAAGGCUUAGUUGCUGCUGGGAGAACUUACGAGAACAGUGUUUGCAUCAGGAAAGCAUGCAACUUUCUGCUGUCAACACAGCUGAAAACAGGGGGCUGGGGGGAAAGCUAUCUUUCUUGUGAACAUGAGGUCUAUGUAGAGGGUAAUCAUACCCAUGCUGUGAGCACCGCUUCGGCAAUGCUAGGAUUGAUUUCAUCUGGUCAGAUGGAACGUGAUCAAACACCAUUACAUCGUGACGCGAAAGUAUUAAUCAAUAUGCAGUUGGAGACAGGCGAUUAUCCUCAGCAAGAACAUGUGGGAAACACCAAUUCUUCUGUUUACUUCAACUAUCCCAACUACCGCAACUUGUUUCCUAUUUGGGCUCUCGGAGAGUAUCGCCGGGGGCUGCGUGCAAAGAAGAAUUGA
Molecule: messenger RNA, 1653 nt
Organism: Panicum virgatum (switchgrass)
Lineage: Eukaryota; Viridiplantae; Streptophyta; Magnoliopsida; Poales; Poaceae
Product: achilleol B synthase-like
Exons: 15
Coding region: 1-1653 (550 amino acids)
Biological process (GO): triterpenoid biosynthetic process
Cellular component (GO): lipid droplet
Molecular function (GO): intramolecular transferase activity
Source: RefSeq, a predicted model, not a curated record